CUCUUUCCGCCCGACCCGCCAUCUUCUCAGCAGCGAGGGUAAUCAGGCAUCAUGACGAACACCAGAGGCAAGAGGAGGGGAACCCGGUACAUGUUCGCCCGGUCCUUCCGCAAGCAUGGCCCUAUUCCACUGUCCACUUACAUGCGAAUCUUCAAGAAAGGAGAUAUCGUUGACAUAAAGGGAACAGGAACCAUCCAGAAAGGAAUGCCUCACAAGUGCUACCAUGGCAAGACCGGUCGCGUCUACAACGUUACCCAGCAUGCCGUGGGCAUCAUCGUCAACAAGCAGGUCAAAGGCAAGAUCCUGGCCAAGAGAAUCAACGUGCGCAUCGAGCACAUCAAGCACUCGAAGAGUCGCGACAGCUUCCUGCAGCGCGUCAAGGAGAACGAGAAGAAGAAGAUCGAGGCCAAGCAGGCUGGUACCUGGGUGGAGCUGAAGCGCCAGCCGGCCGCCCCACGCCCCGCCCACUUCGUCAGCACCAAGAACAACGAGCCCCAGCUGCUGGAGCCAAUCCCCUACGAGUUCAUGGCUUAAAUCUGACCAAUAAACAGCUUUCCCACA
This is a messenger RNA of Megalops cyprinoides (Indo-Pacific tarpon), 561 nucleotides long. RefSeq names its product ribosomal protein L21 (gene rpl21). NCBI's taxonomy places the organism in Eukaryota, Metazoa, Chordata, Actinopteri, Elopiformes, Megalopidae. Gene Ontology annotation, cellular component: ribosome; cytosolic large ribosomal subunit. The transcript has 6 exons. Gene Ontology annotation, molecular function: structural constituent of ribosome. The coding region runs from base 52 to 534 and encodes 160 amino acids. Gene Ontology annotation, biological process: translation. The record is from RefSeq and is a predicted model, not a curated record.